Messenger RNA from Sphaerodactylus townsendi, 1830 nucleotides. It is a transcript of the gene FAM181A, whose product is annotated as family with sequence similarity 181 member A. The transcript has 2 exons. Bases 686 to 1525 code for a protein of 279 amino acids. The record is from RefSeq and is a predicted model, not a curated record. Lineage: Eukaryota; Metazoa; Chordata; Lepidosauria; Squamata; Sphaerodactylidae.
AGAGUUACAGUAACACUCAAUAUUUGACAGACAAUCUAGCUGGGAGGGGUGUACGUGUCAAACUUUAUGUCAAGAAAGCAAUGCAUAGAUUUCUACUCAAGGGUUAAAUGCUAUCUGUCUAACAAGAUUAACUAGUAGGGCCACAGUGGUAGUAAGUGAUGCUUGUAUGACUUGGGGGAAGGGAUUUGGGGGGGGAUGAACGUGGAUAUGAGAGCAAACGCAUGGUGCAGCGUGCGCUGUCUGGUUUGUAAUUUGUAGACAGUUGUAAGGAGGUAUGUGUAUAAUAAGUAGAAACUUUGCAGCAGAAACAACAGCAUGUGAUCUUGUCUGGAUCUGCUGGUCAUCUAUACCAGAGCUUGUUCACUGAACUAAAGUCGUCUCACUGGAAUAUUUUCUUUGUGCAUAAUAUGUAAGCACAAAAGACUGUGGGUAUGAUGUAACUGUGCAAGUAUGUGAGCACCUUCCUGAAGCUGUAAGAGUGAUGGAUGAUUACAUGGAAGUUCUCAAUAAUGUUAAGAAUGCAUGUUCGUAUACACAUACAAAAUGUGUUUGAUAACGUGACAGCAGAUAUGUAAGAAGUGAUGGUUUGUUUCUUUGCAAAGUUUCACAGGCUCUCUGCCCAGCGAGACAGCUCUUCUUCAUGGACAGCGCCCUUCCUGCGCGGCGGCUCCCCUGGUGAGCGAGGAUGGCCUCGGCGGACAGCGAGGUGAAAACCCUCCUCCACUUCGUCAACUUGGCCUCCAGCGACAUCAAGGCCGCCCUGGACAAGUCGGCGCCCUGCCGCCGCUCCGUGGACCACCGAAAGUACCUGCAGAAGCAGCUCAAGCGCUUCUCGCAGAAAUACGCCCGCCUGCCCCGAGGCCACCUCCCGCAGCAGCCGUCGCACGGCAGGGAACGGCGGGCGGCCGAGGAGUCAGCGCCAGGCCUGGGCGUCCACAGCGCAGAGGGCCCUGCGGGCCAGAGCGGCGCCGCCGAGAACAAGGCCGCGGAGCCCGAGCGGCGGCAGGGCGCCUCUGAGGCGGCCACCGCCAGGCCCGACCAGGUACCCAUGAGGAAAAGGCAGCUGCCCGCCUCCUUCUGGGAAGAGCCCCGGCCGGCUCCGGGCCCGCUCGCGGCGGCCUUUCCGACGGGCGCCGCCUCCUCAAAGGACCGGCCCCUUUUUGAGGGAAAGAAAAGCAAAGAAGCGCUCGACGGCGGCCGGGCCGCGGCCCCUGACAGCCCCUCGAGUAGGCCUGACGGGGAGGCCGUGGCGGUGCUGAGCGCCUGGAGCUGCUGUCCUUUGCAGUACCAUGGACCGCAAGCCUCCCCCGGCGUCUACCCUCCGGCCCUCACAGCCGCCCUCCCGCCUGCAGCCCCUUUCCCGGCCUUGGGGCUGUGGAGGAAAAGCGCGGCCUCCUGCACAGAAGGGGUGGCUUUCUGCAAGCCGGGCAGCCAGAAGGUGCACCGGCCGGUGGUGUGGAAACCCAUCCCCACCAAGCCCCCCGCCCCGCUGCCGCCCAUCUUCAGUGUCUUCGGGUAUAUUUAGGGGGGGAUCGUGGCCAUUGUCCUGCUGGGAUCUGCCUCCUUAUAGGACUUGUGAUGGCUCUUCUUCGAGGCGCACGGAAAAGAGAGCCCUGGAAUCCAGACCCCUCCAUAAGGAGCAUUCAAGACUCUGGCCCUGGAAUAAAGAGAUCUGCUGGACAGGUUGGCAGCAGAAGCAGACCAAGGAAGCAACAACGAAUAAUGCUUCUUUUGGCUUGCACAGCGUUGGAAAGAAAGUGUAAGAGACGUCAACAAGAAUCCAGUUCUUUCUGGGAUGUAAAUAUUAAAGGUUAAAAGCAACAAAAUAAA